AAGCUGGACAAUCAACAAGAUUCUCUCGGCAGCACCGAUAUGGCUUCCAUCACCGUUUCCUUAUAUUCCAGCUAUGUGGUCGAUUUCUAUGGUGUCGGUGGCUUGUUAACUUCAAUGUGUAAAAUCAAAAAGAAAUUCGGCGAGCUCAAGGACUGCGAUGAAAGACGAUGACGGGAGUAAUCAAAAGCAACAGAUGCGGUACUUGCAGGAAGCGUAAAGUCAAAUGCGAUGAAGUCAAACCGGUCUGUGGACCAUGCCAAAAGGGGCAGCGAUGUUGCGAGGCUCCUAUAUCGAAGGUCAAGUUUGUAAAGCCCAAGGGGCUCUCCCCUCGCACCGUAACCCAAUGCAUGCCGCGGGAGAGUACGACAAGGGAAAUUAGCCCUGUCCUGUCUCCACAACCGAUGCAAACACCCGCCGAAGGCUUAACAGCUGUCCUGGUGGAAACAUUCAAUGGUUCAAGCAUUGGACUGCGGCUUUCAACCAUGGCCAAUUUCAUUCAAGAAAUUCCCCGGCGUUUAGGCCAUUCCGCUGUUUUAGAUGCUACUAUAGCCUGUCUAGUGCAUCGUCGAUUAUUUCUCCUCAACGAUGGCUACGAUGCGAUAAACAAGCAGCAGCAGCUCUAUCUGAAAGCAGUGAACAGUUUAAGCCUAGUGAUAAACGACCCAAUGGAAGGUUACUCCGACAACACCCUCUGUGCCGUGGCAUUGCUUGGUGAGAUCGAAUUGCUUGGAGGUGGCUUGACACAUCUCCAGGGUGGUUCAGGGUACAUCAUGCACGCCGGGGGAGCUGCACGCUUGAUCCAAUACCGCGGAGCGGAUCGUCACCGGGAAGGAUUUGGCAAGCUUUUGCUCGCGUAUCGGAGAGGCGCCAUAGUUGCAGAUGCUAUUGUGCGAGGCGACGACUGCUUCCUGCAGCACCAACCUUGGACCGACCUUUCAUUCGACGAUCUCCCCUCCACUACCUUCGGACAUGUAUCCGAAGACAUGGUAGCCGUUCUUCUUGCGCUACCGACGCUGCUUAAAGAACUGCGACAAUUCCGAACCCUCGAGGCCGCCAUCGACUGCCAGACCGUCCUCAGUCGCGCACAAACGCUACGAAGAACCCUUCAGCAGAUUGGCAGUCUAAUCGACGAAGCCGUCAACACUGCCAAAGAUAUCUUCGAAGUUUCUGGCACCCUCGGAGACACGCAAGUCCCAGUCGUGUACGAAUACAAAGAGAAGUCCCUCGCUUACGCCUGCGCUCUCUACUGGGGCCUCUCCAUCGUCCUCGAGACAAUCAUUAAUCGCCUCCUCCCUACUAAUUACCCACAGGCCGUGGGAGAAGCCAUCGUUCAUCGCUGCGACCGCGCUCGCCAGCAGAUAUGUAUGUCUUUCGAGUACUCAUUGAGAUUCUGGCCUCUGGGGUCGAUGUACAUGGCAGGUCCGCUCAUCAUGUCUUUCUACGGGGCGACGGACGAGCAGAAGGAGUGGAUCACGACCGCUUUAGGGAAACUCAGUAGUCACAUUCCUGGAAGCGAGGUGUUUUGGAGUCGUCAAGCCCUGGAGGUGCUGUCAAGACUGUAUGUGGGUGAGUGGUCUGAUGUGAUGUCAAGCAAAUAG
Aaosphaeria arxii CBS 175.79 is the source of this 1598-nucleotide messenger RNA. RefSeq lists its product as uncharacterized. Bases 168 to 1598 code for a protein of 476 amino acids. Gene Ontology annotation, molecular function: zinc ion binding; DNA-binding transcription factor activity, RNA polymerase II-specific. Gene Ontology annotation, biological process: regulation of DNA-templated transcription. Lineage: Eukaryota; Fungi; Ascomycota; Dothideomycetes; Pleosporales. The record is from RefSeq and is a predicted model, not a curated record. The transcript is spliced from 3 exons.